AUGUCUAGCAGUUUAUUUAUCACUGCUGUCAAGGUGAGGUCCCUUGUAUGUCUAUUCGGAAGGCUAAUAUCCCAGUAUGUUUUGGGCACGGCCGGUGUUGGGGCUACACUUUUGGCCGGCGGUCUGUGGUACUUUCAACGAACGCUGAUAUAUCCUUCUUACGUCCCCAAGGGAUCUAGACUAUAUGUACCAAAACCUACCGAAGUAGGCUUGCCUUACGAAGAUGUCACCUUGACCACAUCGGACCAUGUCAAAAUCAAAGCUUUUGUAAUCCCCGCUCGUAGACAUCCUGUCCAGCUUUCUGAGCUGAGGGGUUUGGCUGCUAAAGAGCGAGAGAAGAUAGGGGCGGAUGAAGUUGAGAAAUGGACUGAAGAGAUGGGUAACGAAGAUGCUCUUGAAUAUGCCAAGAGCAGACCUACUAUCGUACUCUUUCAUGCUAACGCUGUAGGCAAUAUGGGACAUCGGGUGCCACUAGCUCGCAAAUUCAACGCGGAACUGGGGUGUAAUGUGUUCAUGCUUAGCUAUCGGGGAUAUGGACAGUCGGAGGGUCAUGCAUCUGAGAGAGUAGGUAUACGAAUAGAUGUGGAAACUGCAUUGGAGUACAUCACGAAACACCCCAUUCUUGAUGAUACCAAACUCAUCUUGUACGGUCAAUCAAUUGGUGGAGCAGUAUGCAUCUGGGCUGCAGCCCAUCAUCCAGACUUGGUAUCAGGAGUAAUCAUCGAAAACACUUUCCUCUCUCUUCAGUCUCUCAUUCCCCUGAUCAUGCCUCAAAUACCCAGAUUCCUCCUGCCAAUCCUAUUGACCGAAAGAUGGGAUUCUCAUCUCUACCUUCCUCGUAUACCAUCCACUACACCAAUGCUCUUUCUUUCUGGCAGAAGGGAUUCUCUCGUCCCACAAGCCCAGAUGCUGGCUUUGAGAAGCAUACGUGAGAGUAAUGAUGGUCGAAUACGGUGGAAAGAGUUGGAUGGAGAGCAUAACGAUACUUGUCUAGCUCCGGGAUAUUGGGAGGAGAUCGCGGAGUGGUUGAUAGAAGUACAGCAUGUAAGCUUGGAUCAGCGCGAGAAGAGUGAUCGUGAUUUGAGGGAGAGUGAGGGGAUGGAGGAAAUCACCCGUGCGCCAACAUUGUGA
Tremella mesenterica DSM 1558 is the source of this 1131-nucleotide messenger RNA. RefSeq lists its product as uncharacterized. Lineage: Eukaryota; Fungi; Basidiomycota; Tremellomycetes; Tremellales; Tremellaceae. The record is from RefSeq and is a predicted model, not a curated record. Gene Ontology annotation, cellular component: membrane. Gene Ontology annotation, molecular function: palmitoyl-(protein) hydrolase activity. The transcript is spliced from 9 exons. Bases 1 to 1131 code for a protein of 376 amino acids.